This is a messenger RNA of Cylicocyclus nassatus, 1536 nucleotides long. Lineage: Eukaryota; Metazoa; Nematoda; Chromadorea; Rhabditida; Strongylidae. The record is from the annotation of a GenBank genome assembly.
AUGUUCAUCUAUGAACUUUAUUUGAUUUUCACUAAGUUUUUAGCGUUUCCGAUCGAUGUAAGCACGGAAAUCUUCUUUGAAGAACAGCCAUUCCCAGUGGUGACCGUCUGCAAUGCGAAUCCAUACAAGUUAUCCGUAAUACAGAGUGACAGCAAACUAGGUAAAAUAAAAACACUCCUGCAAUCCUACAAAGCUGCUGUUGCGAAGACCCUGCCUUCCUCGGAUCCAGGAAACUAUGGACUUUACGAAAAGAUGGUUUUACCGUAUCAGCUCGAUCAACGAGCCCGAGAUGCUCUUGCUCUUGAGGUCGCACAGCUGGAUCAAAACAUUUUGAGACCUGCCUUAUAUACUUUCGAAGAGCUCAUCACGAAAUGCACAUUCUCCGGCAGAACGUGCUCAAGAGCUGACUUCACCGAAAUUGUGGAUCCGAUUUACGGAGCUUGCUAUUCGUUCAACGAAAAUUCUUCCCUGUCCUAUUCUACCAACAGAGCUGGAAUGAAAUUUGGCCUGAAGCUGCUAAUCACUGUCAGCCAAGAAACAACCGGCCUGAUCACCGAUUUCCUUCCAACGACAGGUGUGGCAGGCGCAAGGAUAGCAAUACAUCCACGAGGCUCAAACCCGUCAAUGGACAACCUCGGAAUCAACGUAGGAGUUGGGUAUCAGACUGCCAUUGCACUGACUUCUACAAAAUACAAGCGAAUGAAAAGACCUUAUGGAAGAUGUGUCGAUAAAGAGUCGGACGCGACGAAUUUUUAUACGAGAAUAUUCCAGUCAUCAUUUCAGGACAAAACCUAUUCGCUGGACACUUGCUUCUUUGGCUGCCGUCAAAGAGACACGGUAGCCAAGUGUGGCUGCGCCAAUCCUCGCUAUCGCAAGACAUCGUCACUGACCUACUGUGAACCAACCAAGACUAACUUGGAUUGCCUACAAAAUCUUCGCGGUGAUCAAGCAUCAACUACAUCACCGAAUAUUUGUCCAUUGACUGAAUGCUCGUGUGAUCCACCUUGUUCGGAAAUUACGUAUUCAACGACAGCAAGCAUAGCUAAAUUCCCGGCUGCAAACUAUUACGUUGCUACGGACAACGUCAGAGGAGUCGGAGGAAGCUGCGACGAUUUGAACAAGAAUUUUGCUGGGGAUGUGCAAAAUUGUCGACUCUGGUACGAGAACAAUGGACUACUGUUACAAGUGUUUUUCGAAACACUUAAAUACGAAUCGUACACUGAAGGAGCGAGUUAUGGGAUAUCCGGUGCAUUAAAUGACCUUGGAGGUCACGCUGGUUUGUGGUUAGGAUUAUCUGUGAUUUCUAUAGUGGAGGUAUGUGGUCUGAUUGCUCUACUUGUGAUGUACUGUGUGACUUGUGGAGGGAUAAAAAUUCGUCCCGACGAGGGUGAUAUUGCAGCAGAUCAUCGGAUUCAGGAUAUCGAGGAGGUGAAGAAAGAACUCGAUAUUGCGGAUAAGCAUGACAAGGAUCUAGAGCUAUCGGAAGACGAGGACCUGAAGUCUCCACGAAAGGAUGAAGAUGCAAAACAGAAAUGA